GUUCUCCACGACUUCACACCUUUGCUUUGCCUGGCGCAGCGGGAUUCCAUCACACUUUAUUUUCGGAUUUCAUCAUAAGUAUUCUAUCGCCGUGUCAAUCUCAUUCUCCCUGUCGCUUUUCUCAACGCUGAACCUCUGCCACCCCUUAGCCCAUCAUCCUGUCCCACUAUGGCGACCAAGGCGGCGUAUAAGCGGUUAACACGAGAAUAUCAGGCUCUACAGACCAGCCCGGUGCCACUGAUCUCAGCACACCCGUCUGAAUCCAACAUCUUGGAAUGGCACUACAUCCUGACCGGUGCACCAGACACACCCUACGCUGAGGGACAAUACUGGGGCACUUUGACAUUCCCUCCCGACUAUCCCUUUGCCCCUCCCGCCAUUCGAAUGCACACCCCCAGUGGCCGAUUUAAGACGUCGACGAGACUAUGCUUGAGUAUCAGUGACUACCACCCAAAAUCUUUCAACCCGGCCUGGUCAGUGUCGACCAUUUUGAUUGGCCUCAUGUCUUUUAUGAACAGCGAGGAGAUGACGGCAGGCAGUAUCGGAGGCACCGUAGCAGAACGAAAGUGGCAUGCGGCUCGGUCAAGAUGGUGGAACUCAACAGGCGGUGGUUCGGCGUCCAAGCCAGUGCCAGGCGUUCAGGCGACGACGAGAGGGCUAGGAAACAUUAAGGCAGGAGACGGCGGGGUCAAAUUCCGAGCCGAAUGGCCGGAUGAGGAUGUGGAGAACUGGAAUUGGAUUUCAGAACAUCGCAUCGAUCCUACGUCAGGCAAGAUGCUUCCGGACGCCGAAGGAGAGAACAUCCAGUGCUCACCCGAGACUUUGUCGCUACGACGAAUACUAGGUGGAAGUGGCGCCGGAGUAGGGGCUGUCGUGCAAGGUGGUCAGGCCGCCCGAAACGCAGGACAGGGCUGGGUAUCCAAGAACAAACUAUGGCUGAUGGCAGGUGGCCUGGUGCUGUAUGUCAUGGUGGCCAGACUCUUUGACGACUCGCAAGGGGCAUGAUGACAUGAUUCAACCCAUGUGAUAGAGAUUUUGGGUGCUGACUCGCCUUGACUUGGUCACGGCUAGCAUUUUACACACGCUCGGUGUUGGAGGCGUCAAUUGAUGGUGGCGACGGGAUCAUGUCUGUACUGCUUGACCAAUUGAAAGGGGGUACAUGCCACAUGCAUCAAUUAGCGGAGUUUUGUUUGAAGCACAGAGUUGAUUGGAAUGGUUAAAGGGCGGAGAAAGGCGGUAGGAAAAUGCAAAUGGUAAAGGCAGCGAGACUGAGCGGAUGGAAUCAUAGCCAUGAAAAUCACUGAGAUAUUGGAGCCAUUGAGGGUGACAAAGCCAUCUUGGGGUAAGCCUGUCCACCCUCAGUAUGUGUCUAGAGGAAGACAGAUAGAAAGGCAUCGAGGCGGUAUGUCUGGCAGAUGUCCAAUCGACUUUCGUGAUGAUUACAAGAUGAUAUCAGACAAUAACCAAUGGCGAUGCUUGAAUGAAG
Messenger RNA from Exophiala mesophila, 1486 nucleotides. RefSeq lists its product as uncharacterized. The coding region runs from base 169 to 1005 and encodes 278 amino acids. Lineage: Eukaryota; Fungi; Ascomycota; Eurotiomycetes; Chaetothyriales; Herpotrichiellaceae. The transcript has a single exon. The record is from RefSeq and is a predicted model, not a curated record.